Ceratitis capitata (Mediterranean fruit fly) is the source of this 3902-nucleotide messenger RNA. It is a transcript of the gene Fmr1, whose product is annotated as synaptic functional regulator FMR1. The coding region runs from base 544 to 2577 and encodes 677 amino acids. The record is from RefSeq and is a predicted model, not a curated record. NCBI's taxonomy places the organism in Eukaryota, Metazoa, Arthropoda, Insecta, Diptera, Tephritidae. Gene Ontology annotation, biological process: regulation of mRNA stability; regulation of dendritic spine development; positive regulation of translation. Gene Ontology annotation, molecular function: mRNA 3'-UTR binding; translation regulator activity; protein homodimerization activity. The transcript is spliced from 13 exons. Gene Ontology annotation, cellular component: nucleus; neuronal ribonucleoprotein granule; neuronal cell body.
CAAUUUGUUGAAAAAAUUUGCACAGCGGCUAGGAAGUGUGUGCGUGAAAGAAGAAGAAGCGAACGGAAGAAUAAAGGCAAAGGCUCGGCAUGAAAAAAUUUUCAAGAAAAUUCGGGCAAAAAUUUGCAUAGAUUUUUGUGUAAAAAGCAAAGAAUUAAUUAUAUGGUGGAGCGGCAAGUAACGACAAGAACAAAAAUAGUUACAGAAGGAAAUAAAAAAAGCAAACUAUAGCAGAAGAAUCAGAAUACAUAAGUAAGGUUAAGAGGAAGAGAAGAGUAUAAAAGCAGAAAAUCGAAAGACUGAAGUAAGUUGUUUUAAGCCAAGAGGAGGUGCACUAAUUCCUAGUGCCACUACAGCAAAAUAGUAGGAGGACACAUUCAGGGGAGAACCUACGCUUAACACUUCAAUUUGCCUAAAUUGGACUAUUUAUUUAUACAUCAUUCAUACCACAUACCCGUUUCUUCAUUCAUCAAAUUAAUUUUUGGUAGAGAUUUACAAAUCGCAUUGCAUUGAAAAUUGGAGAGUGAUUAAUACAGAAGCAAAAUGGAUGAUUUAAUGGUUGAAGUGAGGCUCGACAAUGGCGCCUACUAUAAGGGUAUGGUGACAGCAGUAUGCGAUGAUGGUGUAUUUGUUGAAGUUGACGGCAGCCCCGAGGUACAAAAAUAUCCCUUCUCAAAUGUGCGCUUCCCGCCAGAAGAAAACGAUAAUCCACCCGCCUUUGAAGAAGGCAUGGAAGUUGAAGUGUUCACCCGUUCAACAGAACGCGAGUCCUGUGGCUGGUGGAUUGCUUCCAUUAAAAUGAUUAAGGCUGAGAUCUGUGCUGUUGCGUAUAUUGGAUUUGAGUCGCCGUAUACGGAAAUCUGCGAAUUGAAGCGUUUGCGCCUCAAAAAUCAAAAUCCGCCAUUGACGCCCAAGUCAUUUUAUCAGUUCUCGAUACCCGUUCCCGAGGAAUUGCGACAGGAAGCGCAAAAGGAUGGCAUACACAAGGAAUUUCAGCGUACAAUAGGUGCUGGCGUGUGUGUGUACAAUCGUGACUUGGAUAGUCUAAUUGUGAUUUCGAAAUGGGAAUACACUCAGAAACGUGCGAGCAUGCUGAAGGAUAUGCAUUUUCGUAACUUGGCACAGAAGGUUAUGUUGCUGAAAAGGACUGAGGAAGCAGCGCGUCAGCUGGAAUCGACAAAACUGCUUAACCGUGGCUAUACCGAUGAAUUCCAAGUGCGUGAAGACUUGAUGGGCUUGGCCAUAGGUUCACACGGUGCCAAUAUACAAGCAGCUCGCCUCUUGGAGGGUGUUACAAAUAUCGAAUUGGAAGAAAAAUCGUGCACCUUCAAAAUCACCGGCGAAUCAGAGGACGCUGUGCAGCGCGCCCGUGCCAUGCUGGAAUAUGCCGAGGAAUUCUUUCAGGUUCCCAGAGAGCUGGUGGGUAAGGUAAUUGGCAAGAAUGGUCGAAUUAUACAGGAAAUCGUUGAUAAGAGUGGAGUCUUUCGAAUUAAGAUCGCAGGCGAUGAUGAACAAGAUCAGAAUAUACCACGUGAGCAUGGUCAUGUACCGUUUGUGUUCAUUGGCACCGUUGAAAGUAUUUCGAACGCCAAAGUUUUGCUGGAAUACCAUUUGGGCCACUUGAAGGAGGUGGAGCUGCUGCGUCAGGAAAAAUUGGAAAUCGAUCAACAACUGCGCGCAAUACAAGAGUCCACAAUGGGUUCUAUGCAAAACUUCCCCGUCACACGACGAUCCGAAAGAGGUUACAGCAGUGACAUCGAAUCGGUACGUUCCGGUCGUGGUGGACCGCGCGGACGUGGUAGAGGACGAGGCGGUGGCAAUGGCGGCAAUCAGCGUUACCAUCAAGGUCGUCGGGACGAUGAUGAUUAUAACUCCCGCGGUGAUCAUCGUUAUAACGAUCGCAGCGGCGGCGGUGGCGGAGGUGGUUAUCGUGGCGGAAAUGAUCGACGCGGUGGCGGUGGUAAGCAAAAUGGACGAAGAGAACAAAACGGCAGGGAUAUGGGUAGAGAUCACUAUCAUAAUCAUAAUGAGGAUAUGCGUGAGGACACACGUGAAUUGAGUAGUGUAGAAAGAGCCGAAAGUAACUCUUCAUAUGAGGGCAGCUCCAGAAGACGCAGAAGGCAGAAGAACAAUAAUGCGGCUCAUAACACGAAUGGUGGGGUUACCAAUAACAAAUCCCAACAAAACAAACAACCACAAAACGCAGAUAACAAUAAAAACAACAAUGGCGGAGGUGGUGGUGGUGGAGCCGGCAGUUCAUCGGAGCGAUCGAAGCAACAGCUCGUGAACAGCAAAGACGGCAGUAAUGUGGCAAUUAAGGGUAACGUUGACAAACCACAACAGCAGCAACAGCAAUUACAACAACAGCAGCAGCAGCAGCAACAGCAGCAACCGUUACCACCGCAACAACAGCAGCAGCCGCAACAACAACAGCAACAACAACAGCCACAACAAUCGCAGCAGCAGCAGUCGCAGCAGUCGAAACCACGACGUGCUAAAAAUAGAAACAAUCAUGCGGACUCAAUACAGGGGCAGGAUAAUAACAAGCGGGAGACACUUGUUAACGGAACGUCCUAAUGGGGGUGAUGAGAAAGUGUCCGACGCAUGCAAUAAGGCUCCAUAGCUAGAGUUAUAAUAACAAAAAACAACAACAACAACCACCACAGGUAGAACAGCAGCGACAGCGGCAGCAGAAUAUGUAGUAAAAAAAAAACAACAACAAACAACAAAACGAUGAGGAAUUAGGUUGCAACCUAUGAACUUGAAAUAUUGAAUGAAUUGAAUGAGCUAAACAAAAAAAAAAAAACUAAAAAAAAACAAUUACAACACAAAAAAAAUAAAAUUAAUGAAAAAUAAAAACAAUAAACAAAACACGUUACAUAUAAAAAAAAGAGAAAACACUACAAAAGAGGAUACAGCUAGUAGAGAUUUUUUUAUUUAAAAAAAAAUCCAUAUAAAAAUAAUUAAAAAAGAAAUUAUAUAUAUUAUAAAUAUAUAAAAUAGCAUACUAACUCGAUACAAACGAAUUAUACACAAACAUUCACAUACAUAGACACAUUGAAAAACAACCAUUUCGGAUAUGCAUAGAAAGCAUAAUUGCGCGAGUACGAUACAUAAUUCACACUAAACAAUUUAAUUUCGAAGACUCACAAUACCAACAAAAAAAAAAAAAAAAACACGAGGCAUAGUUCGUACACACUACUGUGUAGCUGCCAAAGUCCAUUAAAUAUAUAUAUAUAUAUUUUUUUUUUUUUUGUAUUAAAACCUAAAUUGUUUAAAAUAAAAUUGUUGUAAAUUAAAUUAAAAGGCGACAAGCAAACUUGUAGAACAAGCAAACCAAAUGUAGCACACGAUGCGCAAGGGAAUUCGAUUAAAAAUUUUUCAUUUUCAACAAUGUGUCUGAAUUUUGUAUACAAUUCGUGCAAUACCUAUGUACUCGUAUAUGUAUAAACUGUGCAACUUCUGAAUUUAUCAACGCAACUCGACUUACUGACGUUCAAAAGCAGCAAAACUUCACUCAUUGCACAUCAUCUGUACACAUCUCGUUGUGUAUGUGUCACCUGCACAUCCCUUUCACCUUCGAAUAUUACUUUUCUCCAUUAUGAAACGUCAUUCGCUGUCAUUUCCCUAACUAUCAUACGUACUUGUACUUUUUUACCAACGCAAAUUUCGCUGUUUCGCUCUCUCUCAUCAUUACGUGUAUAAUUCGUUGUAUAAUACAAUAAUAAAAAAAGCAGCAAAAUGCAUAUAUGUAUAUUCUUUCUUUAAUUCUUUAAAAUUAGCAUGUUUUCGAAAUUCGACUUAAAAUAAUAGAAAAUCGUACAUAUUUAUCUAUAUUUUCGAACUGUAGCUGUCAGGUUGCAAAGUAUAUAAUAUGCAAAAAAAAAAAAAAAAACUGAAAA